Molecule: messenger RNA, 1868 nt
Organism: Notolabrus celidotus (New Zealand spotty)
Lineage: Eukaryota; Metazoa; Chordata; Actinopteri; Labriformes; Labridae
Gene: fbl
Product: fibrillarin
Exons: 10
Coding region: 256-1233 (325 amino acids)
Biological process (GO): rRNA methylation; box C/D sno(s)RNA 3'-end processing
Cellular component (GO): nucleolus; box C/D methylation guide snoRNP complex; Cajal body
Molecular function (GO): histone H2AQ104 methyltransferase activity; RNA binding; rRNA methyltransferase activity
Source: RefSeq, a predicted model, not a curated record
AUCAGACUGCGCCGAACACAGACGCUAGGAGGCGCUGCACCGCAAGUACAUCAUAGACCUACAUAGACUGUAACUCCCCCCUCCAGCAGGUGGCGCUGCGGCGUCCAAUGUGUGAAACACGGAACAGCCGUGGAACACGAAGAAGAUGAGGAACUCCUGCACGUGUGCUCACACUGCGCCUGCUCGCUCAGAGAGACACACCGACACAGACCGAGGAGACCGAGAACUUCAAUCUAACAAUUUAUACCAGACAACAUGAGGCCAGGGUUCAGUCCUCGUGGAGGAGGAUACAGAGGAGGGUCCGGUGACCGAGGAGGAAGAGGAGGAUUUGGUGACAGAGGAGGAAGAGGAGGAUUUGGUGACAGAGGACGAGGAGGAAGAGGGGGAAGAGGUGGAGGAUUCAGGUCUCCUGAUGGAGGAGGAUUCAGGGGUCGGGGCGGUGGCAGAGGGGGCCCGAGAGGAAGAGGAGGCUUUGGAGAUAGAGGGAGGGGAGGCAGAGGAGGCUUUGGAGCUGGGAGGAAGGUCAUGGUGGAGCCACACAGACAUGAAGGUGUGUUUAUCUGCAGAGGAAAGGAGGACGCUCUGGUGACGAGGAACAUGGUGGUGGGAGAGUCUGUGUAUGGAGAGAAGAGGAUGAGUGUGGAGGAGGGAGAGACGAAGAUUGAGUACAGAGCCUGGAACCCAUUCAGAUCCAAACUGGCAGCAGCCAUCUUGGGAGGAGUCGACCAGAUUCACAUCAAGCCGGGGGCAAAGGUCAUGUACCUGGGAGCUGCUUCAGGAACCACAGUGUCCCACGUGUCAGACAUCGUCGGACCGGAGGGUCUGGUUUACGCCGUGGAGUUCUCUCAUCGAUCAGGUCGUGAUCUCCUCAACGUGGCGAAGAAACGCACAAACAUCAUUCCCAUCAUCGAGGACGCUCGUCACCCGCACAAGUACCGCAUGCUUGUUGGUAUGGUGGAUGUGAUCUUUGCUGAUGUAGCUCAGCCUGAUCAGACAAGAAUCGUUGCUUUGAAUGCUCAUAACUUCCUGAAGAACGGAGGACACUUCGUCAUCUCCAUCAAGGCUAACUGCAUAGACUCGACGGCGGCUCCUGAGGCGGUGUUUGCAGCUGAGGUGAAGAAGAUGGGCGCAGAGAACAUGAAGCCACAGGAGCAGCUCACACUAGAGCCAUACGAGAGAGACCACGCCAUUGUGGUCGGCAUUUACAGACCUCCACCCAAAGCAAAGAAAUGAGUGAUGCCGAGACUCUGGGAGACCGAUCACCACCUGCUUUACGUUCUGCCCAUGUUUAUAUCGAACGUCCACCACCACACCUCCACCUGCCUGACCGCUGACCGACUGCUGGACUCUCUUUGUUAUUGAGUUAUUGUUAUUCAGGUCUGUGUCUUCAGAUACAGAUGGUUUACACAGACGGGAUGAACAGUUUAUUUUUCCUGUAGCGGUCCGAACCUUUUAUUUCCUUAACCCUGCUCUGAGCUCGUCUCUGAGCUAACAGGUUUGUUUUAAUGAAAUCAUGUUUUCUGCCCCUCCUUCUCUAUACCUGUGCUCCUGAUACUGUACAGACUGUACAGUCUCCUCGUCACACCUGAAUGUGUGAACGUUGUCCCACCUGAUGUACAGUGAGGAGAAGUGUCUGUGUUGUUUUGUGUCUGUGUAAUAACUCCCUGUAGAGAAGGAGGCUUUAAAGCAGGUGUUUGGAGGUGAGCUGGGGGGCCCUGUGUGUACAGAUAUACUCUUUCUCUCUAUCCUAGGAUCAAACUGUUGUUAUAGAUUUUGUUGUAUGAAGAAGGAUGGUUGUGAUUUACAACUGUUUGUUUUUGACCUGAUGGAUGGCUUUGUUUUAAUAAAAUAUUUACUAUUCUUGUUUA